Suricata suricatta (meerkat) is the source of this 2322-nucleotide messenger RNA. It is a transcript of the gene PROSER3, whose product is annotated as proline and serine rich 3. The transcript has 11 exons. The record is from RefSeq and is a predicted model, not a curated record. Bases 123 to 2270 code for a protein of 715 amino acids. Lineage: Eukaryota; Metazoa; Chordata; Mammalia; Carnivora; Herpestidae.
UCUUGAGCGUCGGCACUCCCAGAAAGGGGCGGGCCUGACAGGGCAUUGCUAAGCGACAGAGAUGUGAGCGGGUCAGGCCGGUGAAGGAGCGGAGCAGGCGGAAGCGCCCAGGUAGCUGCGGUAUGGACCGCAGGGCUGCACUGACCAUGCUCUGCCUGCCAACCUUACUCUCCCCUUGCAGUCAGCCGGUUUUCUCCGUCGGAGAGAGCCCCUUUGAGGACACUCCCCUGGAUCAAACCCACUACUGGCCAUCCCGAAGCCAGACCUGGCACCCCAAGACCCUGAGCCCAUCCAGGUCCCAGAGGUCCAAGCUCCCAGAAGUUCCUAAGGCUCCGGCCACAGGUCCCAACUCCUCUGAGCUGUUUGAAGAGUCCUGGCCAUCCAGCGCAGGGACCCCUUCCCCACCCAGCACCACUGAAGGACAGAUGGGAGCCUCCCCACCACCCAUCCCAGUUGGCAGCAAGGAGUCCGUAGUGGCCAAGUAUAUAAACCGGUUCCGCCAGGCGCAGCCUACGAGCCGAGAGGAACGCCAGCCCGCAGGCCCAACCCCAGCUGACUUUUGGUGGUUACGGCCUGAAGCUCCAGAUACCAGCAGUCAACCUGCAACAGCAGGAGCCAGUGAACCAGAAAGAAGACCCAACACAGCAGUCCCAACUCUUGCCAAGGUGGCCAGCGCAUCUCAGGCUAAGGCUGUAGCCCCCCUUCAGGAAAUGAAGCAGAGUCUCAACACGUGGAACUCAUCCCUGCUGGACCUGGAGACACUGAGCCUGCAGAGCAGAGCUGCCAGGCUGCUCAAGCGCAGCAAGGCCUCAGUCUCCUCCUCCUCGCUCAGCCCUGGCGAUGCCAGCAGCUCUGAUGGCCUCUCUCCCUUCUCCGUGACCUUCACCCCUGACUCUAGCAAGCGCUCUGACCCCAAGGCACAUGCAACACCAGCACAUGCCCCCAUCCCUGCUCCAGCCCCGGUCUCUCAGGCACCUUUGCGUCCAGAGGAUGACAUUCUAUACCAGUGGCGGCAGCAGCGGAAGCUUGAACAGGCUCGAGGAGGGCAGGGUGAUGGAACCUGGGUUCUACCCCAGACUCCUGCCCUCACCACUCCAGUCCCUGUCCCCGUUUGUCAACAAGCUCCCGCUGCCCCUGCAGAGUCCCUUGGUUCCUUGGGAACCCAGCCUAACUCCGUCCCACUUUGGAGCAGUGUGGCCCGGCCUGGUCCCCAGGAGGCCUUCUAUAUGGAGAGGCCUCCUAUUACCCCUGGAUUCGCUCCACCCAUCAUUUGGGGCCCCAGCCCCGCUGGGUUCUUCUGGACCCCACAGCCUGGUCCCUGGGUAUCUUUCGGGGCCAUUCCUCCCUCGCCCUUGGCCUCUAUCCCUGUGCCUCCGGGUUCCACCUCGGUGCCCCUGGACUCCUCCCGGGCACCUCCAGCCUCCCCUUCCCCGCCCCCAGCCUCUCCCCAGGAUCCUCCCAGUCCUGCGCCGGGCUGCCCCGCCCUGCCCGGGAAGCAGGGCCCCAAGCCUCUGUGUGGCAGAGCCCAGAGCCACAAGUCCGCUGGGAGAGUCACGGCAGUUGACAAGGGGCCUGGCCCGCAUCUCAGAGGCGCCCUGGGCCAGGUAGUAUCCGCUCGACUUUUCCCGGACAGCCUGGAGGACACGCCCCCUCACCUUGAGGACCCACCUCUGGCAGAGGCUGAAUCUCGGAAAGUCGAGGUCACACCGCCCCAAACAAAGGUUAUGGGCCCUCUAUCUGGAUCCCAUUUUCCCAAGGAACAGACCCCGCCUAGUCGGUCUAAAGCGGAAUCUCGGAAUGCCAAGGCCAAGCUCCCCCUAGCGGUGUCAGAGCCUAAGAAGGACAAAGACACUCCCUUGGCUGAAGCUGGGUAUCUGAAGCCCAAAGUCCCUCCCCCUCCAGCUGAGGAGGCGUCCGCUCGCAUCGAGGCCCCGCCUCCUUCCUUCAGGGCGGGGUCUCUGGUGGCGGUGGCUACGCCCCCGUCCUCUGCUGAGCACGCCCCCUCAGAAGAUCUGCUCUGCCAGGCCGCCCGACUUCUAGAUGCUGCAGAGGACUCUGACGGCAGCGAGUUUCAGGACGACCCUGUACUACAGGUGCUAAGAGUUCAGAGGGCCGACCUAAGGCUGCAAAAAAGGAAAGUGGCCGCGCAGUUAUCGCUCCUACUGGACCACACUGAAGACCAAGGGACUUGGUCUCCUCCAACCAGAUCGCUCCCCAGGUCCCCAGAGAGGUGGCCACAAAAGGAAGGCGUUUCUCUUGAGACCAGAUGAUGCUGAAUUGUACAAAUUCUAUUUUUCCCAAUAAAAUAUUUUUUUCAGGUUA